This is a messenger RNA of Paramecium tetraurelia, 1832 nucleotides long. RefSeq lists its product as uncharacterized. The record is from RefSeq and is a predicted model, not a curated record. Gene Ontology annotation, biological process: autophagy; peptidyl-serine phosphorylation; protein autophosphorylation. Gene Ontology annotation, cellular component: autophagosome; cytoplasm. Gene Ontology annotation, molecular function: ATP binding; protein serine/threonine kinase activity. Lineage: Eukaryota; Ciliophora; Oligohymenophorea; Peniculida; Parameciidae. The transcript has 5 exons.
AUGCCAAAAGUAGUUGAUAAUUAUGUAUUAGAGAGAUGUAUAGGAAAGGGACAAUUCGGAGAAGUGUUCAAAGUGUACAAUAAACAAACAUAGGAGGACAUAGCAGUAAAAUGUGUAAAGAGGGAACUGUUGAAGGGGAAAUUUACAGAGUUAUUAGAAAAUGAAAUUAAUGUGUUAAGAACUUGCAAUAAUGAUAAUAUCAUAAAAUUAUAUGAUAUAAAGAAGUCAAUCAACAAUAUAUAUCUGAUAAUUGAGUACUGUAAUGAAGGUGAUCUAUCAUAGUAUAUAAAAUAAAAAAAGUUUUUAGUGGAAGAAGAAGCAGUUGAUUAUUUACUUUAGAUAUUGAAUGGUUUUAAAACACUUGUAAAGAAUAAGAUAAUGCACAGAGACUUUAAAUUGGAAAAUAUUCUCAAACAUGAUGGCAAUAUCAAAAUAGCUGAUUUUGGAUUCUCAAAAUUGUUGAAUGAUCAUCAAGCUUUAGCAAAAACAAUGUUAGGAUCUCCUCUUAACAAGGCUCCGGAAGUGUUAAAUAACUAAGAGUAUGACAAUAAAGCAGACAUAUGGUCUAUUGGUUAUUGUUUCUAUGAAUUAUUAUUUGGAAAAUCACCAUUUACUACUACUAACAUGGUCGAGUUGCUGGAGAACAUUAAAACUUAAUAGUUUGUUAUCGAUAGGAAGGUUAAUAAUAUAUCUCCUACAGCUGAGGAUUUAUUAAAUAAAAUGCUUGUAGUUAAUCCAAAAGAUAGGAUAUCUUGGCAAGAUCUCUUUAAUCACGAGAUAAAUUUCUAUCAAGAGGAAAAGUUGAAGAAAGAUUUAGAAACUGCUCUUAAGGGGGGAGAAGUAAUGAUGAAUAUGAGAAAAUUCUAUAUCAAAAAUAAUUUGGUUUUUGAUCAUCCAGCUGAUUUAAAGAAGAAGGAGGACUUGAAUAAUUUUGCCAUUUAAAUAGCCUAAAAGGGUCCAUAAAAUCAAUAUUAAUAAUAUGAUGGCCCGAUAUUAAAGAAACCCUAAGAGGAAAACAAUUUAAUUAGAUAGGAUCAAGUCAAAAAUGUCUAGACUAAUCAAGGGUCUACUUAAGAUAUUGGUAAUGAUGAAGUGAUUGAUAAGGAAACACAAAGAGAAAAAGAAAUCAAGGCUAAAAAAAGAAAUGCCAAUAGGAUUUUGCAUGAAAGAAAUAUUUAUGUAUUUCUAGCAUCUGUUGCUGAAGAAGCAAUGAGCAAUUAGACUAUUCAAAAUUAUGAUGUGACAGGCUUCCUUUUGGUCAAAAAGUUGCUGUUAUAAAUUGAUUUCCUAAAGACCUUUCUUCAAAAUAAAUAAAAUGUCUAUGGAUUGGAGUUUUGGGAAUAGUUUACUUUGAGUAAGGAUUAUAAGGAUAUUCACACACACAUUUCCAAAGAAUUUGAUGUUUUCAAAUCCUACUUUGAUUCAAUCUAUGAGAAACUUAGUGUAUAAAUUCAAUAUAGUACAAAAGUGGAUGAUACAAUCAAACAGUCUAUUAAUAGUAACAUUAGAUAAAGCAAUCAAGAGAUUUUAUUCAAAUGCUUGGUCGAUUAUUUAAAUUUAUUGAUUGAUUCUCUAAAAAGUUUAAUAUAGGAUCAAUAUCGAUAACAUUGGGUUCAUGCUGAUCGAGUGUUGGAUUGCAUUCGAUUAGAAGAGACAUUCUAAUUUGAGGAUAAAAGUACAAACUAGCAAUUUAAUUUCAAAUAAUAUUAUGAAAAAGACAAUUUAUUAGAAAUAGAAGCGCUGGCUAAAAAAGUGUUAUAAAAGUUUGAGAAACUAAAGUGAAUUAUUCGUUGACCAACAUAUAUCUAGAUUAUUUAUAAACUAUUAAUUAA